Messenger RNA from Macadamia integrifolia, 1605 nucleotides. RefSeq names its product acyl-CoA-binding domain-containing protein 1. The record is from RefSeq and is a predicted model, not a curated record. The coding region runs from base 204 to 1301 and encodes 365 amino acids. Lineage: Eukaryota; Viridiplantae; Streptophyta; Magnoliopsida; Proteales; Proteaceae. The transcript is spliced from 6 exons. Gene Ontology annotation, molecular function: fatty-acyl-CoA binding; protein binding.
CUUAAUUCUUAGAGGUUUUAUACUUACGCCAGUUUUUUCUGGUUUCUAUACGUUUAUUAUGCAAAAUUAUAGGGUGCUCUUUCUUACUUCUUUGUCGGCUCCCCAACAUCCGAUCAUCGAUGCAUUAUAGGUCUAGGGUUUCUGCUCUCUGAUCAGUCUUUGAAUUUUUUUACUAACAUUUGGUUUCUUCGAGUCCUGUCAUCAUGGGGGACUGGCAUGAUCUCGCUCAAUCAGUAGUCAUCGGUCUCAUCUUCUCUUUCCUUGUUGCGAAGCUUAUAUCCAUGGUUAUUUCAUUCAGAGAUGAAAACCUUAGAUUGGCACGCGAAGAGAGUAUACCGUCCAUGUCGGUUGAAGUUGAAUCUUCGUCUGCUGUGGAAGAGCCUGGUGCAGUCUCUGAAAAACAAAGUGCCGCCGCAGAAGAGAAACUCCGUGUUGAUGAAGGAAAUCAAGAUGUUAUCGAGAAGCAGAGCAAGCAGAGCGAGAGUUAUUUGGAAGAUGAUGACGAUGAUGAUUGGGAAGGAGUUGAGACUACCGAGCUUGAUGAUAUAUUUAGUGCUGCUGCGACUUUUGUGGCUACUGCUGCUGCUGAUCGUCUGUCACUGAAGGUCUCUAACGAUGUUCAAUUGCAGCUUUAUGGUCUCUAUAAGAUUGCCACCGAGGGUCCUUGCGGCACACCGCAACCUUCUGCCCUCAAGAUGUCGGCUCGUGCCAAGUGGAAUGCAUGGCAGAGGUUGGGGUCUAUGCCUCCAGAAGAAGCAAUGCAGAAGUAUAUAAUAAUAGUUAGCGAGCUAUAUCCUUCUUGGGCAGCUGGAUCUACUGUUCGUAAAGAUGGAGGCAAUGAUGCACCUAUUUCAGAUGCUAAAGGAACAAGAACAAUGGGCCCAGUUUUCAGCACCUUUGUUUAUGAGGAGUCUUCUGGAGAUGAUUUGAAGAUGGAAGCUAUACAUGCCUGUGCAAGGGAAGGAGAUAUGAAUAGCUUGCUUAAACAUGUAGAUAGUGGUGUUUCAAUUAAUCUUAGAGAUGGUGAGGGCCGAACCCCUGUGCAUUGGGCUGUUGACCGUGGACAUCUCAACAUUGUGGAGCUACUUGUCAGCAGGAAUGCCGAUGUAAAUGCUAAGGAUAACGAGGGUCAAACUCCAUUGCACUACGCGGCAGUCUGUGACAGAGAAGCAAUUGCUGAAUAUCUGGUGAAGCAUAAUGCAGACAUCAAUGAGAAAGACAAUGAUGGCUGCUCCCCUUCUGACCUAUGUGAGUCAAACUGGCCCUGGAUGUCCUGUUCAUCUGGGAAAACGAUUGGCUAAUGGUUUCCCUUCAUUUGUCUACCACCAUGGAGAUUUUUCGACAAAAUCCUGCAGCAUGUAUAUAACCCUAGGACAUACUGUGAUAACAUAUUAGUAUAUUUCCGGUGCAGCAUAUUCUUUCAUUGUUACUUACCCACCCACCCAAAAAAACGGAGCUCUCUCUCUCUCUCUCUAUAGGUGCAAAAUGUAAUGCAAGCUCACUUGUUAAUUGGCGUACAUUUGACAUUAUUUUUUUUUAUGGUAAACAUUGACACUACUAUUGACUAUAUAUAUAUAAAAAAAAAAAAGGUUUGAAGAGGCUCAA